AUGUUAUGUUCAUGUUCAUGUUUCGAAUUGAAUGAGCUAACCGAUGAAAUUCUUUUGCUUAUUUUUGAAAAAUUGGAUAAUCUUGAUAUACUUUAUUCUUUGCAUGGUGUUAAUAAACGAUUGAAUAAAAUAAUACGUGAUCCAUUAUUUACAAGUAGUCUGAAUUUUGUCAAAUGGUCAUCUAAUAAAUUUAAUAAAUUUUCUUCAAAUGUUAUAUUUAAUCGAUAUUGUUUACAAAUUUUACCUGAUAUAUCUAUGAAAAUCAAAUGGCUUUACAUUGAAUCAUCAUCUGCGAAACAUAUUCUACGUGCUGCAGAUUAUCCGAACUUAUAUGGGCUUGGCCUAUAUAAUAUGAAAGAAAAGACAGCUAGACGUCUUUUUACUAAUAAAAAUCUUUCAUGUGGUUUUUUUAAAAAGCAAAUCACAAGACUUAUUAUAACAAUUGAUCAAAAGAAAAAAGAUCUAUUCACAAAAGUGAAAAUCUGCAGUCGUAUUUUUUCUAUAUUUAUCAAUUUAACACAUUUAACAUUUUCUGAAUCAUCAUUUGAAAAUAUUGUCCGAUUAUUAAUUGAUGUUCCAUUUCGAAGUUUCUCUUCUUCAAGUCUUAUGGUAUUAAAUAUCAAGGUUCAAAGUUUCUCACAAUGUCUUUAUCUUCUUGAUGGUCGUUUCAGUCAACUGCAAACACUCUAUGUUGAUUUGGCUAAAGUUCUUUCAAUAGAUCUACCUGAAAAUAAAGUAAAAAUUCCAAAUCUAAAGUGUUUUGUUCUGUCAUGUCCUUGGGAAAUAUCAUGGUAUGAAGAAUUAAUUCUGCCACUUCUUUAUCGAAUGACAAAUUUAGAAAAACUUGGUUUAUAUCUUACGUUCUAUGUUAAAGAUACAUUUAUUGAUGGAAAUCAUAUAAAGACAAAAAUAUUGUCACAUAUGCCGCAACUAAAUAUAUUUGCAUUUCAUAUUCAUUCACUUAUGUUUAUUAAUAAUCAAAUAAAUUUACCAUCAAAAGAAGAUAUUCAACAGACAUUCAUAGAUUUUAAGCAUACUAAAAUAAUAUCUUAUGUUGAUUAUUUUCUUGAAAAACAAAUAGGUCAAUGUCAUGUUUAUUCAUAUCCAUCUGAAAUGCAAUAUUAUCAAAAUAUAACAAAUCUUUUUCCAGGUGGAUUAUAUCAAUAUGUUCGUUUAAUAUCAUUAUAUGAUGAACAUCCUUUUGAACAUGAAUUUUUUAUUCAAAUUCCUCAAUCAUUUCCACUUUUGGAAAGUUUAACAUUGAUUAAUAAUCAAUCACAAAAAUAUAAACAAUCUUAUAACUCAAUAAAUUAUGAUUACAAUUUAUCAAUUGUUAAAUAUAAUCAUCUUAUUACACUUGAUAUUUCAAAAGUUCAUGAAGAUUAUAUAGAAGAAUUUUUAUUUAAUACAAAAACAUAUUUUCAUAAUAAUAUUUUUCUUAAUAUCAAUUAUAAAUCAUUAGAAAGAGUAACACACAAUUUUACACGAGAUGAUACACGAAUUAAUUGUGCCAAAAUAAAUGAAAUUAUUUUAGUUGGAGAAAAAACUUAUUCCAAAUCUUUGCGAGAUUAUUUUCCUAUUGCAAUAAUACAUUGA
Rotaria sp. Silwood2 is the source of this 1596-nucleotide messenger RNA. NCBI's taxonomy places the organism in Eukaryota, Metazoa, Rotifera, Eurotatoria, Philodinida, Philodinidae. The record is from the annotation of a GenBank genome assembly.